Theobroma cacao (cacao) is the source of this 1632-nucleotide messenger RNA. Its product is annotated as membrane-associated kinase regulator. Lineage: Eukaryota; Viridiplantae; Streptophyta; Magnoliopsida; Malvales; Malvaceae. The record is from RefSeq and is a predicted model, not a curated record.
UUAAAUUGAUUCUUUCUCCCCUUGGACAAAAGUUUGGGUUAGACAGUGAAAUCCAAACAAUUAUAAGGUAAAGGUGUCUCUCAAUCUUAAGAGGUUCCAUUCCUAAAGUAAAAGUUUCAUUGGAAACCCACCUAGAGAAGAUCCUUUUCUAGCCUUUCGGUGCUUAAAUUCAACAACUUCCAUUCCUUUUUAUUCCUUUCUUUUCUCUCUGUUAAACUUGGAACAAUGGAAUCAAUUGUUUCUCUGCCUCAAUCUGCAUAAUUGAUCUCCCAAUGUUGGUAGAUGCUGUUUGCUACAUAGACAGAAAAGAAAAAGCUAAAGCCUGCAAUUGCUGACUUGGUAUCCCCUAUAAUCCUAUUCUCUCUCUCUCUCUCUCUCUCUUUUUCCCCCAAAAUCCAUAUCUACUACUACAUUGAAUAACGUAGUCUCGUGUUAGUUGAGGUUUUUUGAAACUUUUGCCCGCUCUCUGGGGAGGGAAACUCCAGCUCAAACAUGUUUCUAAGCUUCAGGUAACACUUCUCCCUUGUGACUAUGGCAAUUGAAGUUUGCUCAGAGAUUUCAAGCGCAGGAAUCAGCCCAAGAAUUUCGUUUUCUCAUGAUCUCAACCAAAAAGAUGAUGCAGAAUCCAUUGAAGAACAUCACCAACAGAGACUGGACACAUCGCUCUUGGAUUCCGGUUCGGAUUUCGAUUUCUGCUUUGGCAAUAGUUUUGUGCAGGAAUUGCCCUCCGCUGAUGAGCUCUUUUCCAAUGGCAAGAUUCUACCAAUUGAAAUCAAGAAAAAACCUCUACUUGUUGCAAAGCAUGUUCAUCGUCAAUCUCAGCCUGUUCCUUCUCCUCCUCGGCAGACAACAACAGACAACUCCGGGAAGAAAAGAUUGAAAGAAUUUUUAUCCAUGAGUAUCGACGCAGAUGACAAGCCUGCAUCCAAAUCUUUCUGGCAGUUCAAGAGAAGCAGUAGCCUCAAUUGCGAAAGUACUCGAAGCAAAAGCCUAAUCCGAUCGCUACAGUUUCUUUCGCGCAGCAAUUCAACUGGCUCAGCUCCAAAUCCAAAAUCAACAAUGCUUUCAAAAGAAACCCAGAAGCAGCAUUUGCAGAAGCAACCAUCUUUGUCAAGAAAAUCAUCAGUAUCAAGUUCUUCUGGUGCAUUUUAUACAUACAGUUCUACACAAAAGCCUCCACUAAAGAAGAAUUGUGGAGCAUAUGGAAAUGGAGUUCGAGUAAGUCCUGUUCUGAAUCUUCCACAACCAUUCAUUUCCAAUGCAACUGUGAGUUUUUUUGGGUUUGGUUCACUCUUCUGUAACGGUAAGGUUAAAAAGAAGAAAAGAUGAAUUUUCAGUUCUUAGCUCCAAAAGACUGAAAGGUUCAAAGUACAGUUGGGAUUUAGCUGUCCAUGAAUUAGCAUGUGAUUAGCAUAUCUGUAAAUUGAAAGAAGAAAAAUUUAGUAUAGAAAAAGAUUAGAUCUUAUCAAAGUACAUGAGCUAUCCGAUUUACCUUUUUUGAGAGUGAAAACAACAGUGAAACAAUUGAUGAAAUGGAUGCUCAGUUUCGAUGCAUAUCAUCAUUGUUAUGGAGUUAGCAGACAGGUAAACAUGGUAUUUCUCUUUCAUGGCUAUCCAUGCUCACUUCUUUCC